Fusarium redolens is the source of this 1354-nucleotide messenger RNA. RefSeq lists its product as uncharacterized. NCBI's taxonomy places the organism in Eukaryota, Fungi, Ascomycota, Sordariomycetes, Hypocreales, Nectriaceae. Gene Ontology annotation, cellular component: cytoplasm. Bases 138 to 1046 code for a protein of 302 amino acids. The transcript is spliced from 2 exons. The record is from RefSeq and is a predicted model, not a curated record.
AGGGAUAUUCAAGACAACAGGAUAUAUCAAAUAAACUGACCAUUAACGGAUUAAAAGACUCACAAAGCCUCAUACUGGGGCCUUAAAUCAUAGUCUUGACUUAUAUCGACUUAAGAGCGAUACAAUAGCGAGCCGCCAUGGAUCUGGCUUAUGAUCAUAUCACAGAAGAUGGCUACGCUAAGAAGACGGAAGAGCCAAAGAGUCCUCAACCUCAGUCAACACUGAAUGAGGACCUCCAAGACGCAUAUAAAGCCUUUUCCAACAGCCCUUGGGGUGCCAGGAUUGGUGGCUUCUUUGGCAACGUUGUUAAGCAGGGCGAAUCAGUAUACACACAAGCCUCCAAGGAGUUGGCGGAAGUAGGUGAAGAUGCAUCAAAGGGACUCACUGGCCUUCGAUCAACAAUUCUAAGCCAUACAAGAAACCUUUCACUCAACACCGUGACUGGCGGCGAAAGCUCCAGAGACGGUGAGAAUGAUCAGGCCACCACACCUAGGGCAUCACAGGAUGGUUCAUCAGAGGCCAAACAGUCCGAGAACACCCUGGCUCGGCUUAGAGCAGAAGCUGCCAAGAGGUUAAAGGACCUUCAGAAAGCCGAGGAUGCCGCUGAUGAGGCCCUUAUCAAGUUUGGCGGCAAUGUCCGGAACUUCCUUCGUGAUGCCGUCAGUAUUGCACCUCCGCAGGAGUCUGACCAGAGCGGCACUGUCCUCUUCGAGAGUAAGGAUGCUCAAGGCAAGCGUGUCAUUCAUACAUCGAGAUUUGAUGCUCAACUACACGUUAUUCACACAUCAACGGAGAGUUUUACAAAAGAUCCCAACAGUGCUGACUACGCAGAGUGGUCAAAGGAAUUUGAUGCUGAUAAGAAGACACCUGAAAUCAACGAUGAUCUACAGAAAUUCCCCGACUUGCGAGCUACUAUGGAGAGGUUGGUUCCUGACCAAGUUCCCUACGUUGAUUUCUGGAAACGCUACUAUUUCCUUCGUCAUGGUAUUGAGACAGCCGAGGCUAGACGACGAGAUCUUCUCAAGGGUGAGUCAAUUGGGUUUUAACAGUGCCUUGCUAACAAUCGACAGCUGCCUCCGCUGAGGAUGAUGUUGCCUGGAGUGAUGAUGAUUCCGACGAUGAUGACUCUGACGCCUCCGAUGAUACCAGUACACCCGCGGCUAAGACCAAGGUUGAGACCAAGGUUGAACCCAAGGACCAGCCCAAGACUACCCCUGCUGCCCCCUCCACCACUACCACCACUACCCAACCUGCAAAAACCCUCUUGAAGCCAACUGAGCCCCGCAAGUCAAACGACGAGAAGUCACAGGCGGAUAGUGAGGCUAGCUACGAUGUUGUUGGUGCGGCAUCUGGC